Candida albicans SC5314 is the source of this 2622-nucleotide messenger RNA. RefSeq names its product mismatch repair ATPase (gene MSH2). Gene Ontology annotation, biological process: mismatch repair; mitotic recombination. Bases 1 to 2622 code for a protein of 873 amino acids. NCBI's taxonomy places the organism in Eukaryota, Fungi, Ascomycota, Pichiomycetes, Serinales, Debaryomycetaceae. The transcript has a single exon. Gene Ontology annotation, cellular component: nucleus; MutSalpha complex. The record is from RefSeq and is a predicted model, not a curated record. Gene Ontology annotation, molecular function: ATP binding; ATP-dependent DNA damage sensor activity; mismatched DNA binding.
AUGUCUAGUACCAAAAUAGAUCUCAAAUUCAGUGACUUGGCUGAUGAAAGACUGUAUUUCAAGAAAUAUUCCCAACUUCCACCAAAGGAGAGCACCACAAUUAGAUUUAUUGAUCACAACAACCAUGACUAUUUUACUGCCCUUGGGUCUGAUGCCGAUUUGAUUGCAGAGAAAAUCUACAGAACACAGUCUGUCAUUAAACACCACAACCAGACAAAGUAUGUGACUAUUUCCCCACAAAACUUUAAGGAGCUGUUGAAUUAUUGUUUGCAAAAUCAUUUUAAAGUCGAAGUUUAUCAUAGCAAAACUUUCCAGUUGAUCUCGUCUGGUACCGCAGGAAACUUGGAUAGUCUUUCUGAAGAAUUCGAUAUUGAUUUUGAUUUUAGAGAUGGGUCCAGCUCAUCUAUUGCUGCUAUUAAGCUUGGAAACAAAGUCGGUGUUUGUGUUAUUGCUGAUUCCAUUGUGCACUUGUCUGAAUUCGAGGACAACGAAUUGUACUCAAACUUGGAAAGUUUGUUGAUUCAAUUAGGGGUCAAGGAAGUUGUCAUCCCGGCUAACGUCGACAACAAAAAGUUUUUCCAAAUGUUAGAGAAAUUAAACGAUUUAGUGGUUAGUGCAGCCAAAUCAUUCCCCAAGGACAACGAGCAGGAUAUAAGUAAAUUAUUGGAUACUGAGAAUUUAGAGCUUUCUUUAGCUGCAAAAGGUAUAAACUCACUUGACUAUGCAUUGGCUUUGUCAUGCUGCGGUGCUUUGAUUGACUACUUGGAUUUGUUGAACGGUGACAAAACUUUUGAAAUAAACAAGUACAACUUGUCGACAUUUAUGAAAUUGGAUUCCUCCACUAUGAAAGCGUUGAACAUUUUACCAAAUGGAACACAAAAGGCUAUUACGUCUAUAUUUGAGUUGUUCAAAUGCAAGACUUUAGGUGGUUCUAGAUUAUUGUCACAGUGGUUGAAGCAACCCUUGAUCGACUUGUCGUUGAUCGAGGAACGUCAAGAAUUGGUAAAGGCAAUGAUUGAUGACACUAGUUUGAGGGUUGAAAUCCAGGAGUUCUUGUCAAAGGUGCCAGACAUUAAUCGAUUGCUCAAAAAAAUCGGUCUUGGUGUUAAACGGUCGGGUGCUGAGAACAAAAAAUUGAACGAAGUGGUCAAUUUGUACCAGUUGGUGCUGUUGCUUCCCAAUUUGACUGAAAUCCUAACCAUCGACUACUAUGCGAAACCCCUCAAAAAGGACGAACAAGCUUUGUCAAAGUUUUGCGAAUUAGUCGAAACCACUAUUGACCUUGAUACCCUGUUUGACAAAGACUACAAAAUAAAGCCCGACUUCGACCCAUCCUUGUCGGAAAUUUCCAAUAACAUGGAAUCAGCAUUCAAGGCCAUCAACGACCUUUACUUAGAAGCUGGUGAUGAUUUGAAUCUCGACACAGCAAGUAACAAAUUAAAGUUGGAGCAACAUCAAACCCAUGGAUGGUGCAUGAGAGUAACUAGAAACGAUUCAAGAGUGUUAAGAGGUAAAAGCCAAUAUAAGGAACUCCAAACAGUAAAGUCCGGUGUUUUCUUUACCACCAUCGAAAUGAAGAGACUUUCACAAGAGUACACCAAGGCUUACGACGAGUACAACGUCAAGCAAUCCGAAGUUAUCAAAGAAAUCUUGUCGCUUACAUUGACAUAUGAACCAGUACUCCAAUCCCUUUCUUCAACUUUGGCACACUUGGAUGUCAUUACCUGUUUUGCUACUACUGCAAUGCUCAACUCAUACACCCAACCCAAAUUGUUUCCCUUUGAGUCUAGCCGCAAGAUCAAUUUAAUAGAGUCGAGACACCCCCUCCUUGAGGUGCAAGAUGAUAUAAACUUUAUUUCCAACGACGUAAAAAUGGACGACAAACACUUUGCCAUUAUUACAGGUCCAAACAUGGGAGGUAAAUCCACCUAUAUUAGACAAAUCGGUACCAUUGCUUUGAUGGCACAGGUAGGGUCAUUUAUACCUGCCAAUGACGGUGCAGAAUUACCAAUUUUCGAUGCUAUAUUAUCACGUGUGGGUGCUGGUGACUCGCAAUUAAAAGGUUUGUCCACAUUUAUGAUUGAAAUGUUAGAGACUUCGUCGAUUUUGGCUACUGCAACUGCCAACUCAUUGAUUAUAAUUGACGAGUUGGGUAGAGGAACAUCUACUUACGACGGAUUCGGUCUAGCAUGGGCAAUAUCUGAAGAAUUGAUCAAAAGAAAGUGUUUUGCAGUGUUUGCCACCCAUUUCCAUGAAUUGAGCCAGUUGUCAGAAAAGUAUGAUGGAGUUGAAAAUUUGAAUUUAAUGGCAGAACAGACGAACGAAGAUAUAACCUUGAUUUAUAAGGUUGGGCCAGGUAUUUCAAAUACAUCUUUUGGUAUUUCUGUCGCAGAAAAGUUACAUAUGCCAGAGAAGAUUGUCAAUAUGGCUAAAAGAAAAGUCGAAGAAUUAAGCGAAGAGCCACCAAUUAAAAAGCAAUGUUCUGAAACUGAAGUCAGAGAGGGUAUGAGCAGAUUACGAGAAAUUCUAAAAGAAUGGAGAAACAACCCAGAAAUCAAUAUUGCUGACUCCUUGGCUAAAGAGCCUAACAAGUUUAUAAAUUAUAUAGUUGACACUUUAUAG